CUCACUCCAACCAGCGCCACACGAUGGCUCCAACCCCCCAGCCCACCAUAUCCCACCCUCCCGCCACAGCUUCUCUCCGCUGACUCACCACCACUUGCCGCCCACCGGACCGGAGCAAGGGACCGACCAUGGCCGCCGAGGUGGUGGCGCUCUCGCCGGCCUCCCGCCUGCCGUCCCUCUCCUCCAGGCCUAACGCUCUAACCGCCUCCUCCUCCCGGUCCCGACCACCUCGAGGCGCCCGUGCCCCCCGGUCACCGCCGACGCUCGCCAUCUCGACGCCGCACCGGCGCCGAGCGCUCCUCCUCCUCCGGCCCCGCGCCACCGAGCAGCAAGGGCAGGUGCAGCAGCAGGAGGAGGAGGUGGUGGACGGCAACGUGCUCCCCUACUGCAGCAUCGACGGCAAGAAGAAGAAGACCAUCGGGGAGAUGGAGCAGGAGUUCCUACGAGCCCUGCAGUCCUUCUACUACGACCAGAAGGCCAUCAUGUCCAACGAGGAGUUCGACAACCUCAAGGAGGAGCUCAUGUGGGAAGGCAGCAGCGUCGUCAUGCUAAGCGCCGAUGAGCAAAGGCUGCUGGAAGCCUCCAUGGCCUACAUCGCCGGCAACCCCAUCAUGUCCGACGCCGAAUUCGACGAGCUCAAGCUCAGACUCAAGCAAGAUGGAAGCGACAUCGUGACGGAAGGCCCCAGGUGCAGUCUACGGAGUCGGAAGGUUUACAGUGAUCUGACCGUUGACUACUUGAAGAUGUUCCUGCUCAAUGUUCCAGCGACUAUUGUUGCUCUAGGACUGUUCUUUUUCAUCGAUGAGCUGACUGGCUUUGAGGUCAAUGUAUUCCAGUUUCCGGAGCCCUUCGGAUUCAUAUUCACAUAUUUUGCCGCUUUGCCUCUGAUAUUGGUUACGGCCCAAGUGGUAACCAAGGCCAUAAUAAAUGAUGUCUUAAUCCUGAAGGGGCCGUGUCCAAAUUGCGGCACUGAAAAUCUUUCCUUCUACGGGACGAUACUGUCGAUCGAGAGCGGUGGAGCAACGAACAAUGUGAAAUGCGCAAAUUGCAAAACGGUGAUGGUAUACGACUCAAAAACUCGGCUGAUCACACUUCCAGAUUCAUGAACAGGAUAAUUGAAGGUAGGAGCACCGAGAUGCAGAGUUGGCCAUUCAUGUUUGGUAAUCAAGUGAGCAAAUGGAAUUACCAAGUCUGCAAGGAACUGCUUGUUGCUUCUAUGUUGUAGUAUGAUUUUCUGUAGAUAUGUAUUUGCAAUUGUACCUGAUUCACACGGAUUAAAUUGCGGAAUGUAUAGAAAAUCUAGAUGGUUGUGAGCCUAUGACAUUAAACCAAAGCUUAUAUGUAGUCUUGGCCAAUUGUCAUGCGCCACGAAUAAAAGGGGGAAAAGAGAGAGAUGUGCUUGCAAGGGCCAUUACAUUGGCAAUUGGACCAUGGGACCAUGGCUUGUUUUGGUUUUUGUCUAACGAGCUUGCGUCAAA
This is a messenger RNA of Triticum dicoccoides, 1478 nucleotides long. RefSeq names its product PGR5-like protein 1B, chloroplastic. Lineage: Eukaryota; Viridiplantae; Streptophyta; Magnoliopsida; Poales; Poaceae. Gene Ontology annotation, biological process: photosynthetic electron transport in photosystem I. Gene Ontology annotation, cellular component: chloroplast thylakoid membrane. The transcript has 10 exons. Gene Ontology annotation, molecular function: oxidoreductase activity, acting on iron-sulfur proteins as donors. The record is from RefSeq and is a predicted model, not a curated record. Bases 129 to 1106 code for a protein of 325 amino acids.